GUAACACAACAGAAAUAUUUCCGAAGGCACGUACAAAAGGUUGCAUGAAGCGCUUGCAUAAGCCUGCAGACAACGACGAUCCACGCCACUUCAAAUUGGUUGGUGAACACAUGCACGCCGGUGACGCUCGCAAACUCAACAAGAAAAAAGCGAUGACAAAGCUGAAGGAUCUGGCCACAAACUCAAAAGACCCGAUACGCGAAGUGAUUUCGAAGAGCAUUGCCAAUACGUCGAAAGCAACAAAAGCAAAACUGCCCAGCGAAAAAGUGAUGGCAAAAAUGAUCAGUCGUUAUCGUCGAAAGCCUGGUAUGCCGAAGAAUGCUCACACGUUGUCCGAAUUGGUUUUGGAAGGCGAAUAUCGCGAAACAGCGACCAAACAACCGUUCCUGCUCUACGAUUCGUUUGAAAUGAUGGAAGGUGAAGAAAUCGAUGAGUACACCCGCGACCGAACAUUGUUUUUCACAACAAAAGAAAAUCUGAAGUUUUUGUCAUUAUGCGAUGAAUACUUCAUGGAUGGAACAUUCACCGUAACGCCGCCAUUGUUCAGCCAAUUCUAUACGAUUCAUGGUCGCUACAAAGGUUGGCAUGUCCCUCUGGUUUAUAUGCUCUUGACAAAUAAGAAGCAAGAGACAUAUGAAGAUGCUCUGAAGGUGUUGUGUGAAUUGGAACCGACACUGAAUCCAACCGACUUCAUGAUCGAUUUCGAAAUGGGAGCAAUCAACGCGAUUCGAGCCAAUUUCCCCGAGUCGGAAAUUCAUGGGUGCCAUUUCCACUUCACUCAGAAUAUAUGGCGCCAUAUUCAACUGGUUGGUUUGCAAAAAGCAUACAAUGAAGAUGACGAUGUCGCCCUAAAUCUUCGCCACCUCAUCGCUUUGGCAUUUGUACCCGAACACAGUGUUGAGGCUGCAUAUGAAGAGUUAAUUGAGACAGAAUUCUUCAAAGCUGGCGAUCCAAAGAUCGACGAACUGUUGGAUUAUUUUCAAGCAACAUACAUUUAUGCAUUCGAUCGAAAGGGAGGAAAGAAAGCGCCGUUGUUUGAAAUCAAGCUUUGGAAUGUCUACGAAACAGUUCUCUCUGGAUUCCCUCGCACGAACAACCACAUUGAAGGAUGGCACAACAAGGUGAACCGUAUGUGGGGCGCACAUCCGAACAUUUUCACAUUCAUCGACCAGUUGAAGAAGGAACAAGAUAUGACCGAAAUGGCGAUUGCGCAAGUCGAAGGAGGGAAGGAACCAGGUGCACGUCGCACAAAAUACGAAAAUGAGGACCAAAAACUCAUCAAGCUGGUCAAGAAAUUUGAUCAAGACAUUCAUGAUGGAUCGUUCAUGCCAUAUUUGCUCUCAAUCGCUCAUAACAACCGCUACUGAGUUACAACACAAAUUUGAAACAAAAUUGUUCAAGACAUUCAUGACGUCGAUUCAUGUCAUAUUUUCUCUAUCGCUCAUAACAGGGGAUUUUUAAGUUCAUUAUAAAUCAUAACUGAAACAAAAGCAAACAUAACAUUGACAAAAGUCAUAAGAUCGCACA
Molecule: messenger RNA, 1527 nt
Organism: Sitodiplosis mosellana (orange wheat blossom midge)
Lineage: Eukaryota; Metazoa; Arthropoda; Insecta; Diptera; Cecidomyiidae
Exons: 4
Coding region: 45-1367 (440 amino acids)
Source: RefSeq, a predicted model, not a curated record